Mercenaria mercenaria is the source of this 1561-nucleotide messenger RNA. RefSeq lists its product as uncharacterized. The record is from RefSeq and is a predicted model, not a curated record. NCBI's taxonomy places the organism in Eukaryota, Metazoa, Mollusca, Bivalvia, Venerida, Veneridae. The coding region runs from base 45 to 1238 and encodes 397 amino acids. The transcript is spliced from 5 exons.
CCGAAUCAACAGUAUCGUUAUCAAAUACUACAGUAGAUGUAACAAUGCGGACGAGUGCUGCAGUAUCAACAGCAACCGAAUCAACAGUAUUGUUAUCAAAUACUACAGUAGAUGUAACUAUGCGGACGUCUGCAUCAACGCAACCAGUUCCGGCUAUGUCAAAAGAAGUAAAAGGUUCAGAUAUUACCGCUGUAUACAUUACGGUUUUUGUUGUGGUCUGCAUUACUGCUGUAAUUGUAGUUAUCAUAUUUUUAUUUUGCCGCCAAAGGCUCAGGAAAUCUGUCCAAACUGUGUUGAAAAGAGGGAAAGGACUAAGCUUGUCAAUUACGAAUAAAGCAUAUGAAAACACCAUGAUGGAGAGACACUGUUCUUUGAUAAAUGUACGUAAAUCACGUGACAGCGGGUAUGCUGAAAUUCCUCUAGAUUUCCUACAUCCAGAUGAAACAUCAGGAAGUGUAUACCAGACUAUUGAUAGUCUGCCCGAGGAUCAAAUUAAAAGCAGCCAAACGUAUGGUCAUCUGAAACAGCAAACCACGAAGUUUAUUGAUCUGAACUACUCUCAUACCAAUGUAAACAAAAGCGCUGAGCAAUCAGUGACUGACACACUUUACGAUCACACUGACAAAGCUGACGUGUCAAACCAAUCAAAAGACAGUAACGAGGAUGGUGGCGCCACUUAUAACCGGUUGAACAUAACACCAUCGUCCAUGACCGUGAUAGAAGACCAAGAUAAAGCAGAUGACGAUACGGAACCUGAAUACGAUCAUGCUAAGGCUGGGGGUACUGACCAAGAAAACAAAGCUGAUACUUACUCACAUCUGAAUGGUUCCUCGCAAACCCCACAAACGUUUGCACAACAUGAGAAGCAUCAAUAUCACAUCAAAGACAACAGAACGAAACUGUCUGACAUCCAGCCGUAUGAGUUUGCGAAGGAACCUGAAAGUCCAGGGUAUGCGUUUGCAAAAGACGUUGAAAAUCAUAAUAGUGAGAGUACAAGUAUGAAUGUUACGGAUACAAGUUUAAAACAAGAGUACAGAGAACUAAAACAAGAAUGUAUUGGUAAUCAAGACUACGAAACGGCUGUAGGUAAUUCAAAUAUCUACUUCAUUUUAGAACCUCAAGAAGGAUCUGAAGGCAAUGAUGUAGUUGGCGAUUUUUCAUAUGAAAAGCAUGACACAACUGACAAUGCAGAGUCAGUCAACCAUCAAUAUUUCACAUUGGAGAAAACAGAUACAUAGACAUACACUGGAAACAUCUGGAUGGAAAAUGUUUCAGGAAAAUGAAUAACAGUGAAUGGCUUAUCAGUGACAUUUACAAAAAUACGUGUAAUGUCUACUUUUUCAUGUGCCACAAAUAUUUAUUGCAUUGCAAACCAUUGAUUUCAUACAAAUGUAACGAGAUAAGUACGUUCUUUAUAGUUAUGCCAAGUGUACAGCUGCUUGGGUUUUAUUUUUCAUUGCCUAACAUUUACACCACAAAUGCUUGCUGUGUUACGUCAAGACUGCUAAUAUAUUUAACUCAGUUGUAGCAAAAGCAUUGAUUAAAUUUAUCUUUUGCGGGA